Molecule: messenger RNA, 909 nt
Organism: Protobothrops mucrosquamatus (brown spotted pit viper)
Lineage: Eukaryota; Metazoa; Chordata; Lepidosauria; Squamata; Viperidae
Product: vomeronasal type-2 receptor 26-like
Exons: 1
Coding region: 1-909 (302 amino acids)
Biological process (GO): G protein-coupled receptor signaling pathway
Cellular component (GO): membrane
Molecular function (GO): G protein-coupled receptor activity
Source: RefSeq, a predicted model, not a curated record
AUGGAAAAAUGCACCAAGUGUCCCAAUGACAAAUAUCCAAAUGAGGGCCGAGUCCAAUGUAUCCCCAAAGUUAUAUCCUUCCUGUCUUAUGAAGAAUAUCUGGGGAUCAUCCUGGUCUCUUUUGCCCUAUUCUUGUUCCUAACUACAGGAUUUGUGUUAAACAUGUUCCUUCAAUACCAAGAAACUCCCAUUGUGAAAGCCAACAACCAAGACCUCUCUUACAUACUCCUGUUCUCUCUCCUGCUUUGCUUCUUGUCUCCUUUUCUGUUCAUUGGUCAACCAAGGAAAGCCACCUGCCUUCUCCAACAAAUGGUUUUCAGCAUCACCUUCUCAGUUGCUAUUUCUUCCCUCCUGGCUAAAACAAUCACAGUGGUACUGGCUUUCCUGGCCACCAAACCAGGAAACCGGGUAAAGAGGUGGUUGGGGAAGAGCUUGGCCAACUCCAUUAUCCUUUCUUGUACUGUUGUACAAGUUAUCAUCUGUUCCAUCUGGCUGGGAGUUUCUCCACCGUUCCCUGACUCUGACCUCCACUCCCAGCCUGGCGUUAUCAACUUGCAAUGCAAUGAAGGCUCUGUUGUCUUGUUCUAUAUCACCCUCAGCUACCUGGGUUUCCUGGCUGCAAUCUGUUUCACAGUGGCUUUCCUGGCCAGAAAUCUCCCUGGGGCCUUCAAUGAAGCCAAACUGAUCACUUUCAGCAUGUUGGUUUUUUUCAGUGUUUGGGUGAGUUUUGUGCCCACCUACCAGAGCACCAAAGGAAAAUACAUGGUGGCUGUGCAAGUCUUCUCCAUCCUGGCCUCCAAUGCUGGUCUGCUGGGCUGCAUAUUCAUCCCAAAGUGCUACAUUAUCAUUCUGAGGCCAGACCUGAAUACAAGGGAGCAACUUACAAUAAGAAGAAAUGAAGAAAUGUGA